Hevea brasiliensis (rubber tree) is the source of this 1422-nucleotide messenger RNA. RefSeq lists its product as uncharacterized. The record is from RefSeq and is a predicted model, not a curated record. The coding region runs from base 236 to 901 and encodes 221 amino acids. NCBI's taxonomy places the organism in Eukaryota, Viridiplantae, Streptophyta, Magnoliopsida, Malpighiales, Euphorbiaceae. The transcript has 2 exons.
AAACAAAGUAAUCUAACCAUCAAUAUCCAUCUGCAACUCUCAAGCCUACUUUCUCUCUCUCUCUCUCUCUCUCUCUCUCUCUCUCUCUCUGAGAUUUCAUCAUUUCCAAAUUCCAACGUAUCGAAAUUCAAUUACUUUUUGUUUCCUAUUUUGUUUAUGCUCACAUCAUUAUUUUCUAGUUUGCUUGCAUUUCUUUACCGAAUCUGUUCAGUUUUUGUUUAAUUUUGGUUCGAGAAUGGCUGUAAUGAAAGAUGCUCAUAUCGUAGAAAUUCCAGUAGAUGAAGAACACCAACACAAGCUUCUGUGUGCUAUGAACACAGUCACAGCAAUUCAGAACCACCCACUAACAGAAAUCUCCCAUAGUCCCGGCCAUCUGCUGCUUCUCAAGCUCUGGCAAAGAGAAGAGGAUCUUUUCUGCCGCCGAAUUGCUGUGAAAGAGUCUAGAAUGGAUUCUACCAGACGUGAAAUCUUCCAACUUUGUUGUUUCUUUUUACUCUUCCAUGGAAUCUUUUUAACCAUGUUGUUUACCUCUUCUGUCAACAGCAGAGAGCAUACUUGCAGAAAAUGGUGGAUACCCUCUUUUGUGUCAGUGUCCACUUCACUUGUGUUUGUGUUUCUUGUUCAGGUUAAAGUUUUCAGGUACUGGAAGGUGUGGAGGCAGUUGCAGAGGGAGAGGAAUGAUAACAGAGCCCUAGCGAGGUGCAUUCAAGAGCUGAGAAUGAAAGGGUCGAGUUUCGAUUUGUCCAAGGAGCCACAGAGCGCGAAGAGAAUGAAAAGCUCCAGUGUUGAGAUCAAAUGGAAGCCACUCACUUGGUGUUCACAGUAUCUGAUUAAUAUCUGUCUUAUUUGCUUCUCAGGGUUGGUCUUUCCUGCCUCUAAAUUCAUCCUCUGCGGCUUCUAAAUCAGGGAGAUGCUUCUGGGACACUGGAUUUUGCCAAGGUAGAACGUGGCAAUUAUGGGACCCAACACAAAAUGGUACACUGCUCAUGAUGGAAUUCAAGAGUCUGAAGAAAAAUAUGCAUAUAGUUGUGUCACUAAACUAUGUCAUUCUUCUUAGUUUGAUGAUCGUUUCAAGGGGAUGAAGCAUCUCGGUCCGAUCAUUUCUUGGGGAAAAUCUUUGGAAAUUUUGAGUCCCUCAUUCAUGGCUCAGAAUGGAAGAAUGCUGUGUGCUAUUUAACAACUCAUGGAUUGUAGAAUUUUUACCUUGUGGCUUUUCCGGCUUCCAGAAUCAGAACUUAAUAGCCAAAGGACUUUCCCGACUCAAGUUUUACUUUGCAGAGUUAAUAUUAUUAGUUGUAUUAGAAUUCUGUAUUGAUUUUGAAUAGGCAGCAACACACAGCUUGUGUGUGUGUUUUAUGAUGCAGAAACCUUUUCAUGAACUGGAACUUUUCAAGCUUCUUAUGAGAAUUGGAAUUUUUUUCA